AUGCAGAACAUCUACCAGCCUUCCAGAAACGCACGAGUCAUGUUCCUCUCCAACAGAGCACCAGCGAAACCGCUGCCCCGCUUUCAAACCAACACGCCGCUGGACUCGACCUUUGAUAAGGACAUCCGCGACGUGCACCUUAUCUACGACUACGACGCCGAGGAUGAGAAUGGAAAUCCGGAAAAAUGGCGCUAUGAGAUGUGGUUCUUCUCCGAGGACCGCGUAGUCUACGCCAUUCACGGUGGACCGAUGGCGGGCCGCAUAAACUACCAGGCCGCCACGUAUCAGUGUAUUCGCCCCGGCGAGCUAUGGCAGGUGAACUGGCUCGAAGAGACGGGGACUGUCUGCUCGCUGGUCUACGACAUUCCGAAUCAGAAAAUCUCGACUCUCAUUUCGUUUUCGCGGGGUCAUUGGGAAAAUCCUCAGGCGGCGCACGGUGAUAAGCGCAACCCCGGCGAUUUGGCGCGGUGGAGGGUGCUUGCGAGGUUUGGACAUCAGAGCGACAGGCUCAUGCUGUCCGAGCAAGCGGACAUUGUGGAAAAGUUCAAGGGCAAGGGGAAUUUGGUACCUAUUUCUGAGGAUGCCAUAACAUUUUGA
Messenger RNA from Colletotrichum chrysophilum, 597 nucleotides. RefSeq lists its product as uncharacterized. Bases 1 to 597 code for a protein of 198 amino acids. The transcript has 2 exons. The record is from RefSeq and is a predicted model, not a curated record. Lineage: Eukaryota; Fungi; Ascomycota; Sordariomycetes; Glomerellales; Glomerellaceae. Gene Ontology annotation, molecular function: carboxy-lyase activity.